AUGCACUUCAAACGCUCCAUCACCGUCGUCGGCUGCCACGCCGAGGGCGAAGUCGGCGAUGUUAUCGUCGGUGGUGUCCUAGACGUCCCUGGAGCGACAAUGUUCGAAAAGCUUCGUCAUUUCGAGACCAAAAAGGACGACUUGCGCCAAUUCCUGCUCAAUGAGCCCAGAGGCCGUGCCCCUAUGAACGUCAAUCUGGUACUUCCGCCAUGUGAUCCGCGUGCGGAUGCAGGGUUUUUGAUUAUGGAGAGUAAUGAGUAUGCGCCCAUGUCUGGAUCGAAUACUAUCUGCACGGCAACUGUGCUCUUGGAGACGGGGAUGAUACCCAUGAAAGAGCCCGUGACGGAAGUCGCUCUUGAUACAGCCGCGGGCUUGGUUACGGUUACUGCAGAAUGCCAGGGAGGGAAAUGUAAAAGCGUUGAGUUCAAUAACGUUGCCUCGUUUGCGCUCGAACUUGAUAUGAAGGUGGAUGUCCCCGGGGUUGGAGAGAUAUCAGUCGAUAUUGCGUACGGCGGAAUGAUGUAUGUCCUUGUUGAUGCUGCUUCGGUUGGGUUAGAGAUCCAUAAUCGGUUUGCGCGCGAAUUGGUUGAUCUUGGAGAGCGAAUUAAGAGGGCUGUGAGAGUUGUUUAUAAACCAGUUCACCCGGAGAACGCGGGUAUUACGGGGUUCAGUGUGCUAGCGUUCACAGCGCCCGUCACAGUUGAGGAAGACGGUUGCAAAGCUGCCAGCAACGCCGUGAUUGUUUCCCCCGGACGAUUCGACCGUAGUCCCUGUGGUACAGGCACAUGUGCGCGAAUGGCCGUCAUGCAUGCUAGAGGUGAGCUGAAGGAAGGCGAGAUUUUCAGACAUCGAAGCAUUAUAGGCACGGAAUUUGUGAGCCGUAUUCGCGGUCUCACUACCGUAGGGGAUUACCCUGCUGUUUUACCCACUGUCAAGGGUCGAGGCUGGAUAACGGCUUUUAAACAAGUUGUUCUUGAUCCAUCGGAUCCGUUUCAGGAGGGGUUUCGAUUGGGGGAUCAGUGGCCUGGCGCUCAGGAUGACGCACCCUCGCCGGUGAAGGAGUAG
Talaromyces marneffei is the source of this 1065-nucleotide messenger RNA. RefSeq lists its product as uncharacterized. NCBI's taxonomy places the organism in Eukaryota, Fungi, Ascomycota, Eurotiomycetes, Eurotiales, Trichocomaceae. Bases 1 to 1065 code for a protein of 354 amino acids. The record is from RefSeq and is a predicted model, not a curated record. Gene Ontology annotation, molecular function: 4-hydroxyproline epimerase activity. The transcript has a single exon.